UUAGCUGUGAUUUGGUCACAGCUAAUCACAUGACAUGUGCAUGUGAUUAGCUGUAACCAUUCACUGCUAGGCAGUAGUAUACAAUGGAUGGCAUGAAUGAAGCCAUCCAUUGUAUACAACUGUCAUGUGACCUGCUGUGAUUGGUCACAGCAGGUCACAUGGUACCAGCAACAGGGCCGAUACUCAGAUCUGUCAUCGGCCGUGUCCGAGAGGACACAGUGGGCACCGGAUCACGGUUCUGCGCGCUCCUAGGGAGCGCGCACAAGCAGGGUGCGGGGAGGCUGUUUAUAA
Staurois parvus is the source of this 291-nucleotide messenger RNA. The record is from the annotation of a GenBank genome assembly. Lineage: Eukaryota; Metazoa; Chordata; Amphibia; Anura; Ranidae.